UGAAACACGAUGGGGGGGUGAGAACGAGGGGUGGAAGCCUUUCUUUUUCCCUUUGUUUUAAGGCUUGUAUCAACUUGCCUGGCAAAAUCCUCUCCUGCCUUCCAAAUCCAGUCACCGUGAGUCACGGCUGAGCCCAUCCUCUGCCUCCUCAUUGCAACACGGAUGACAGAAACCAUCCAGCAAGAGGCCUUGAAUCCCUGAUGAGUUUUGUUCUAUUGCACAAACCUUUCCCCGUGUGCAGGGUUGCUGCAGAGGUGUUGCCUGGGUGGUAUUCCUGCAGCCCCUUCCCAAACCUCCUGCUCACAAAGGUUAUCCCUGCUCCUGACAGACCCAGAGCAGUGCCAGGAUAUUCAGGGAACGGCUUGGUACCCAGAGUUAGGAGGGUUCAGGUUCAUUUUUUAAGAGGGAGGAAAAAGAAACCUCCUCGUGUUUCUGGAGUGAGUGGCUGAGAGGAGGUGAGGAGAGGCAGGAAAGGGUUUUCCUGUCAGUACAACUACACGGAGGAAUGAGAGGAAACUGCCUCCUUCCCUAACUCAUUCCUUUAUAAAUACAUGUAUUUUGAGGGUAUUUAUACAUAAAGAAACAGCAAAGAACAAACCAGCCCCCAGCUCCGCAGCAAUGACAGCUCCUUGGCACGGCAGCCCCGGAGCCCAUCCACCAGGCUGAAACUCCUUACCCCGCGCUGAAUCCCGGGUUCCGCCCCUUCACCCUCCCGGGGGUUCCGGGCGGCCCGGCAGGGACGGGGUUAAGCUGCACCUGUCUGGGUGUACCUGUCCCAGGGCACCUGUCCCGCCAGCCAAUCGCGGCGGGGCCGCCCCACCUGUGCGAGCGCUGCCAUAAAUCAAACACCUGGCAGGGAAUGUCCGUGUGAGCCGAGCCGAGCCGAGCCGAGCCGAGCCGAGCCGAGCCGAGCCGAGCCGAGCCAGCGCUCCGCACCGCGCCGAUGGCCCAGGAGCUGGAUUUCAGAUCCGUGCGUCUGAUGAAGAAUGACACCAUGAACUUCCAGAAAUUCCCCUACACCAGCGAGGACGAAGCCUGGAAAACCUACCUGGAGAACCCCCUGACUGCAGCCACCAAGGCCAUGAUGAGGGUGAACGGGGACGACGACAGCGUGGCUGCCCUCAGUCUCCUCUACGACUACUACAUGGUGCCCAAGGAGAAGAGGAUCCUCCCAGCUGGGAUGAUGGCACGCAAUGACCUGGCCAAGAGCAGGCACUGCCACGGGCUGGAUUACGAGCCCGAGCUGCCCCCCUUGGAUGGCUCAGCCCAGCUGAUGAAGCUGCUGUCAGAAAACGUCUCCAUGAGCCAGGAGUUCUGCGAGCCCCCCAAGAAGAACCUGAGCCUCGAGGCUGUCCCUGCCCCUCACAAGGCAGCCCUGCUCCCUCCGGGCACCAGCAAGCUGGAGGCCACCCCAGACAACUUCCUGGUGGCCCCGGGGGACGUGUAUGACAGCAGCUCCCUGAGCUCCCUGUUCGAGAGCCUGCCCCUGGCCCCGCAGCAGCGCUGGCAGCCCGACAGCACCUUCAAGGAGGAUCCCCAGGAGACGCUGCUCUUCAGUGACAUCCUCAAAGCCCAGCCAGAGCCACCCUGCCCCGAGAGCUACCCCACGGAUGGAGUGAAGAGUGACUUUGAAUACACUCUGGGGUCACCCAAAGCCAUUCACAUCAAAUCUGGGGACUCUCCCAUGGCCUACCUCAACAAAGGACAGUUCUACCCCAUCACACUGCGGACAGCUGGAGACAGCAAAUGUUUGCACUUGUCCUCAAAUAAAGUGAAGAGCGUGGUGAUGAUCGUGUUUGACAAUGAGAAGAUCCCCACGGAGCAGCUGAAGUUCUGGAAGCACUGGCACUCCCGGCAGCCCACGGCCAAGCAGAGAGUCAUCGACGUGGCUGACUGCAAGGAGAACUUCAACACGGUGCAGAACAUCGAGGAGCUGGCCUACAACGCCCUGUCCUUCGUGUGGAACAUCCACGAGGAAGCCAAGGUGUUCAUUGGGGUGAACUGCCUGAGCACAGACUUCUCCUCGCAGAAGGGGGUGAAGGGUGUCCCCCUGAACCUGCAGAUCGACACCUACGACUGUGGCAGCGGCAGCAGCCAGCUGGUGCACAGGGCUGUCUGCCAGAUCAAGAUCUUCUGUGACAAGGGAGCAGAGAGGAAGAUGAGGGAUGAUGAAAGAAAACAGUUCCGAAGGAAAGGAAAAUGCCUGGACUCCAACAACAACGGUCUGAAAGGCUGUUUGCUCUCUGGCUUCAGAGGGAACGAGCUCACCUUCCUGCGGCCCGAGAGCGACCUGGAGACGCAGCCCGUGCUCUUCAUCCCCAACGUGCACUUCUCCACGCCCCAGAGGUGUGGCUCGGUGCUCCCUCCUGCUGUUCCCAACUCUGCAAACAGGCUGCCCCUCAAGAGGAGCGGGGCCUCCUUCGCCGACGACUUCGAGGCGCUGCCCCCAAAGCAGAGCAAGGACGAAGAUCCCCAGAGAGUGCUGCUCUACGUGCGCAGGGAGGCCGAGGAGGUCUUUGAUGCCCUCAUGUUGAAGACCCCGGACCUGCAGGGCCUCAGGACGGCUAUUUCAGAAAAAUAUGGGCUUCCUGAAGAAAGCAUUUAUAAAGUCUACAAAAAGUGCAAAAGAGGGAUCCUGGUGAACAUGGACAACAACAUCAUCCAGCACUACAGCAACCACAUGGCCUUUCUGCUGGACAUGGUAGAGGCAGAGAACAAGUUCCAGAUCAUCCUCAAAGAGCUCUAAAGAGCUGCAGGCAGCACUUCCUGGCACUUCUCUCCGAGCUGGCACGUGUGCCCCACAGAACUCAGCCCUGUGCCUGCUCUUGUUGCCUUGACUUGAACCCCCACGGCCCCGGGGGCCACAGACUGCUGUGAGAUCAUCCUGUGAACGUGGAACUUGGCUCUGUUGAGUUUAUUAUUAUUAUUAUUAUUUUUUAUUAUAUUUUAUUCCCUUCUGGCACCGGGCCUGAGCUGCCGUUUCAGAGCUGGGCACACCAAGUGACACUGCCAGGCCUGGGCAGAGGGCAGAGCUGGUGGCCCUGGCAGUGACUGAUGCCAGCCCAGGCCUUGGCCUCUCCCAGACCCUGCAGAGCUUUCCCAGCAGGGCUGAGCCUGGCUCUGAGCUCCCCUCUGGCACAGAGAAUCUCCAGAUGCAGCCACAGCUCCUGCUGGACGGACACUGCCUGCUGAUCCCCCUCCUGCCCCAUCUCUGACUGUAAAUACCACAGAGGCCUCCACAACCCUGUUUAUACAUUUCUGUGUUGUCCCUUUUGUAUUUUAUAUGUGUAUAAAUAUGCAUUGUUUUAUACUGGACUCAGUAUGGUGACACAGAGCAUUUCAAACACAGGCUGCUUCACAUUUCUCGUGAACUCCUUUUGUAACUGUGUUGUUGGUUGUGUUGUUUUGGAUUUUCUGUAGUAAUAAAGGCUCAAGGACUGGAAAUGAACCAUUUCCCCCAGCUCUGGAGUCAGAGUUGGGAUGGGCUGCCCAGGAGCCAGGGCAGGGAGGUGACCCCAGAGGCACCAAAGGGCUGGAGGAUGGUUUGGCCAAGGUCUGUGCCCUGUGCAGCCACUGUGCCCAGCUGUCACCAGCUGGGACUGGGUCCCUGAGCUCCUUCUGCCCUGUGCUCAAACUGCCUCAAGCUGCUUCCCAUUUAGGCCAUCAGAUGCCAAGGGGAGCCCUGUAUUUUCUAAUGAAUCCUCUGACCAAUGAAAACCAGGGCCUUUCCUCCUCCCUCUUCAUCCUCUGCCUUUCCUGGCCAUGUUAAAGAUGCACCUGAGGCCUGUGAGUGGGGAGGAAAGAGCCCUGGGAAGAGGAUUUGGAAAUGUUGGAAUGUGUCAGCUUGGAGAGUUUUGGAUUACUUCAGUACUGUUUGAGGCCUCUGAGAUGAAGCACAGAUAAGCUGAAGGUUUAUCAGCCUUUGGGAUCUCCCCAGCACUCCUUCCCUUCAGAUCACAAACUCCUUCUUCAGCAGGAUGGCUCUGAAUCAGUGUUGAUUCUGUGAGUCCUCCUGCAGCAGAAUUUCAGCUCCGGUUAAAACCAGUCCCACCAGGAACCCCCCAGUGCCCGUGGCACAGCUGAAAGCUGCAGUCCCUGUCCCUGCUGUGUCAGGGCAGUGUCAGGGCCUGCUCUGGGGUGGCUCUGUGCCAGGGUGACCCUGUCCUGCCCGGCCAUGGGGACAGCUGGCUCUGCUGUGCAGGCAGAUGGGGAGGGCUGCAGGCAGCCCUGGGCUCUGUGUGCACGCAGAGUUGGGGUUUGGGGACCUCUCACCCCUCAGUGAGUUGCUCUGGAAGUCUGAUUUUCCUGCCAGAUAAAC
This is a messenger RNA of Passer domesticus (house sparrow), 4318 nucleotides long. It is a transcript of the gene GRHL3, whose product is annotated as grainyhead like transcription factor 3. The record is from RefSeq and is a predicted model, not a curated record. Gene Ontology annotation, cellular component: nucleus. Gene Ontology annotation, biological process: regulation of transcription by RNA polymerase II. Gene Ontology annotation, molecular function: RNA polymerase II cis-regulatory region sequence-specific DNA binding; DNA-binding transcription activator activity, RNA polymerase II-specific. The transcript has 16 exons. The coding region runs from base 944 to 2746 and encodes 600 amino acids. NCBI's taxonomy places the organism in Eukaryota, Metazoa, Chordata, Aves, Passeriformes, Passeridae.